Molecule: messenger RNA, 1646 nt
Organism: Neodiprion fabricii
Lineage: Eukaryota; Metazoa; Arthropoda; Insecta; Hymenoptera; Diprionidae
Product: ribosome biogenesis protein NOP53
Exons: 4
Coding region: 126-1475 (449 amino acids)
Biological process (GO): rRNA processing; ribosomal large subunit assembly
Cellular component (GO): nucleolus
Molecular function (GO): 5S rRNA binding
Source: RefSeq, a predicted model, not a curated record
GAGCAGUUUUCGUCUUUCGACCGCGUGUCUUGUAAGCCUUAACCUUCAAUUUUGCGAAGACAGUGUUACGGAGUAGUGCACCAUUUAUCUGUAGCGUAAGCGUUAUAAUAAUAAAAAAGCACAAAAUGAAGGAAGCAUUAAAUAAGAAGCGCAAGGUGUCUAAAAAGACAAAAAAAUCAUGGAGGAAACACGUCGACACGAAAGACGUGGAUAACUUCUUGGACGAAAAGAGGUUAGAGGAACGCCUUGGUGCACCGUUUUCGGAAAGAUCAGACGGUGAAUUGUUCGCCGUUGAUAAAUCGCCGGAAAAAAAGUCUGAGCUUACUUCUAAACAGCAGCGUAGACUCGCGCUGAAAUCUAAGGAACCGGUAUGUUUUGCCAUACUGAAACCCCAUACAGCUAUUCCAGAUCCAAUAGCGAAAAGGAACAGAGUAAAGACUCCGGAGGAACGUAAAAAUCCUAUAACAAGACGAAUUCAGGCGAUGAAAAGAUUAAACGGGCAAUUGAAGCUCAAGGAGAUUGAUGCAAACAAGAAUAAAGCACUCGCUGAAAAGAAGCGAGUGAACAAACCAAAGCUCGGUCAAUUUGACAAAGAUAUAUGGAUGGAGAAAAAGAAGGUUCACAUGGAUGUACAGAGCGAGUGGCUCACCUCCGACACAAUUCGUCAUACUCUAGCCAACACUGGGCAAAAACAGAAGAGAGUUCCUUUAUCCCUUAGCAAUAAACCCUCCGUAGUUCCAGCUGUACAAGCACCUCAUCCCGGUACCUCUUACAAUCCGUCUUACACCGACCAUCAGGAGCUGCUGGCAGUAGUUGCCAAAAAGGAAAUGGAGCUUAUGAAGCAAGAGGCACACCUGGACAGGGUUACUACAAAGAUGUUUAAAAAAGUGUCUGCAGACAAGAAAAACGAUAGCUGGAUGCAAGAAAUGUCCGAAGGAUUGCCAACAAAAUCUAAAACGCCGGAUGAAACUUCUAACACCGAGGACCAUGAUCCAAACGUAAAAUCAGUAAAUCCACCAUCAAAGAAUGAAAAGAAACCACUUGUUAAAAGGCGAAAGCAAAAGGAACAAAGGCAACUUGAGUUGGAGAGGAAACAGGCUAAAGUUGAAAAGAAAAAAGUGGCAGAUAUUUAUAAGAUUAAAAAAAUCGCCACACAAAUUUCUGCUAAAGAAAAGAAGGAGGAAUUUUUGAGAAAAUUACGAGCGCAAACCAAGGAAAGAAAAAUUGCUGAACCCAAGACUCUUAGCAAAGUCAAAUUUGAAGCUCCAGAGCCUGACUUUGAACUCGCUGAAGAACUCGUUGGCAACCUGAGAAACUCUAAGACCGUAGGAAACUUGCUUAGGGAUCGAUACAAGUCUCUUCAACAGAGGAACAUUCUUGCACCAGGCACCCGAAUGCUAAAACUCAACAAGGCUAAAGUUAAGAAAUUUGAAAAAGCAAGUCACAAAAUGGGCUGGGAAGACACCUUUAAAUAGUUGAGCGAGCGAGUUUACUUCCACCACUGAAACCCAUUCUCUGACAACAUCUAACAGUUCGUUUUUAAGGAAAACGUUUUCACGCAUCAAUCGAUGAAUUGGUUCAGCUAUAGAUGUAGCAACUUCUAUUUGAAACGUUCCAGCUAAUCCUCGGAGGCGCGCGUACAUUUC